Orbicella faveolata is the source of this 2778-nucleotide messenger RNA. Its product is annotated as melatonin receptor type 1B-B-like. Gene Ontology annotation, cellular component: membrane. NCBI's taxonomy places the organism in Eukaryota, Metazoa, Cnidaria, Anthozoa, Scleractinia, Merulinidae. Gene Ontology annotation, molecular function: G protein-coupled receptor activity. Gene Ontology annotation, biological process: G protein-coupled receptor signaling pathway. The record is from RefSeq and is a predicted model, not a curated record.
UACACAAAACAAAAGUACUAAAAAGCUUUUGUAAACAAGAAAAAUUAAUAAUUUGGUUACACCUUCAUGACGUAGAGAAAGACGACGAAAACGCAUCUAAACGGGUCGCGAGACACUCUAGUCUCCCCAAUCAUUCUGAACAACAAAUGGCAGUCUGCGGCCUUUCCCUACAUCAAGGAAGCACGGAAAGCCGCAAAACUCUAGAACAAAAAUUUAUUUUUCAAAUCGGCGCUCGUAAUCCUCACGGUAUCAACGAACGCUUUUCAUUCAACUAAUUUAUUCUGUCUGUUUCUCACGUUACCAUGUACCAACCAAUAGCGUAGCUCCAUCUUUCUGUAUAUAAACCACACACAACCCACAAUUCCUCGAUUCGCUCCGAUGAAGGGCUAACGCUUAAAACGUCAGCUUUCGAAUCUCUUUACGGUGGCCAAUUCGCAUUACCAACCCAGUUGAUAAAACCAAAUUAUCUUGGAGUGUAUACACUCCAAGUCCUUCUAAUGACAAACAGUUCACCAACUGUACGACUCGUAAACCAUUGUUUCACCACCCGUACGUCUCGUACGAAUCGUACGAGUCGCGGACUUGUAUAUACACUCUAAGUCUCUCUAAUGAUAUACAAACCAAGAUAUUUUCUUUGAAAAACGUUAAUGGAACCGGCAGACUUAUUUAUAGCUGUGUAGCAAGCGGAUCCUUUGUUUGCCUAUCAGUUGUUCAACCGUCUCUUUUUAAAACGUGAUUAACGAGAUAAUUACAGUUUGCAAUCUCUUUCUACUUUUCAAAUACAUAUCUAGCUGUAAACUAUUACGUCAGCAGAGAUGAGCUUCACGUCCGUUCGAAUUCUGGGACCCAUUCAGCCUCGAUCUGAGUACAUCACACAAUGUGAUCGCGGGUUCUGGAAUCGAUCAUCAGUUUGGGCCGGCACUCAAAGGAGUAGAACGUAGUAGGUGAAUCAGAAUAAUUCAUCAAUCUCUUCAUUUUUCCUCCAGUGACUCACAUUCAACAGGCCACCGUGGAAAGAAUCAAACGUAGCAUGAAAAGAAGUGAGGUGUGCGCUUAUGAAAGUCAUUUUCCGUCCACCAAGUACUCGAAUCCCAAGUGGUCACAGCUCUGAAAGCUAUAAGCUUAAGGCUACGCAUUGGAUCUUCGCCCUUCAUUGUAUAGCAUUGAUCUAUCACAAUCCUGCGACUCCAGGUGAAACAAGACUUGAUCAUAUGGUUAAAUUGCUAUAAUAUGCAUUUUGAAAAUGGCGUUGGCGGGCUCAAGCUUAUCAAAUGCCUCAAGCAACAUUUCAAUGUCGUUCAACCCAGUGGCAGCUUCCCAAGAUGACCUAGCUGCUGAAUUGAAGUCCAGACCUGUUUCACUCGUAGUCGUCGAGUCGCUGUUUCUUCUGAUUAUCAAUUGUGUGGCGUUUGUCGGUAAUGCCUUGGUCUGCCUUGCAUUUUACAGAAAUUCCAGGCUGCGGAUAAUUCCUAACUAUUACAUCAUCUCUCUAGCGCUGACAGAUUUGCUGACAUCAGUAUUUUCCCUGCCAUUUUCAGUUGGAUCGUUAAUAGCGGGCAGAUGGCCUUUCGGUGACUGGACCUGUCGUCUACAAGGCUAUUGUGUCUUCGCUUUUAGCAUCGCUUCUUUGCACACAAUGGCGCUAACAGCGUGUAACAGAUACAUUCGGGCGGUUCAUUUUCAUCUUUAUCCUAACCUCUACACCUCAAAGCUGACUGUCACGACCGUUCUUCUUAUAUGGGCCUGGGCUCUAAUCUGCAGCGCCCUUCCGUUUAUUUUGGGGAUUUCAACUUUCGUUUUUCAUCCUGGCACCGUAAUUUGUUACAGUUCCCCGUCGUUUACGCCAGCAUCGAUUGUCCUUUUUACCACAACACUCACAAUUAACAUCCCAGCUCCCAUGGCGGUUGUAAUCAUCCUGUACCAUAAAGUAUUCAAAGCCAUUAGACAACAACGCUUUCGAGUUUCAACCGAGAGGAGGCUUAACAAUAACGCUGAGGAAAUAAGACUAGCACAGUUGCUUUUCACGGUAUCUCUUGGCUUUUGUCUGUGUUGGGGUCCUGUUAUGGCCGUGGAAUGCAUUCGAUUCAUUGGUGUGUGGGCUGUGUCAAGGCAAGUGUAUCUUAUAAGUACGUACUUUGGGGCAACCAGUAGUGCCAUAAACGUUUUCAUAUAUGGAGUCAUGAACCGAGCGUUUCGUGUCGAGUUUGUCAAGAUUUUGUGCUGCAAAAAAAGUUGACUGAGUAAAAUGGAGUGAUGCAACUUUACCUUAGGAAGACACAGUGUCCUUACGGGUGGUGCACUGGGCAACAUCGACUCCAGAUCGAGUGGUUCGGGUUCAAGCCCUAGGUGGUGUCAAAUAUUAUGUCGCAUUCUUGGUCAAGAGGCACUUUAUCCACAAAGUAACUCGCUACUAAGAUAUAGAAUCGGGGCAAAUCCCGGGACAACUUUGGACAAGGUAUCUCCAAAAAUCUUAUUUGAGAAGUGCAAUCUGCGAUUUAAGUUCAUUAUACAUGCCACAAAUACAUUUUCUCCUGUACUAUUUUGUCAUUCUGAUCAACACAACCACAUCUUCAGAUAUUUAAAGGUUUGUGUCGUUAUCUACGUCCUGUUUAUUAGGUAGCAAGAGUUUAUCUCAGUUUUAAAUUGCAUUUUUGGAGAAGGGAUAUAAGGUACUUUGGAGUUUGCCGUUGUCCAAUUGCAGUUGUUUUUAAUUAAGGUGGCCGAACACAGUUUCGCGCGCGCUUUUACUGAUGCAAUUCAGCGCGCGCACAAGGAUUG